Messenger RNA from Staurois parvus, 352 nucleotides. Lineage: Eukaryota; Metazoa; Chordata; Amphibia; Anura; Ranidae. The record is from the annotation of a GenBank genome assembly.
UCAUGCUGCUGCCAGGUCCAGAGUGUCUCAUGGGUCCCUGUACGGCCUCCCAUUGCUGCUGUCUCCAUCGCCACACUCUGCCAUGUGCCACUUUCAGGUCUCCUCACACACUGCUGGUGUGUUCAAAUUUUUUGACAUAGGGUGCUGGCAGAUUACGGGCCUCCCAUAGCUGCUGCCAGGCCCCUAAUCUGCCAUGGGCCCCUGUACCGCCUCCUCAUGCUGCUGCCAGGUCCAGAGUGUCUCAUGGGUCACUGUACUACGGCCUCCCAUUGCUUGCUGUCUCCAUCGCCACACUCUGCCAUGUGCCACUUUCAGGUCUCCUCACACACUGCUGGUGUGUUCAUUUUUUUGU